This is a messenger RNA of Anopheles moucheti, 2272 nucleotides long. Its product is annotated as myosin regulatory light chain sqh-like. Gene Ontology annotation, biological process: locomotion; post-embryonic development. The record is from RefSeq and is a predicted model, not a curated record. The transcript is spliced from 2 exons. Gene Ontology annotation, cellular component: myosin II complex; cytoplasm. Bases 1272 to 1796 code for a protein of 174 amino acids. Gene Ontology annotation, molecular function: calcium ion binding; myosin heavy chain binding. Lineage: Eukaryota; Metazoa; Arthropoda; Insecta; Diptera; Culicidae.
AAAGUAGCAUACUUUUACACGUAGAUGUAGAUACACAUGUGCAUUAAAUGAAAGCGACCAUCUACAAGGGUGGAAAAUUAACUUGGGAUGUUUUUGGUUGCCAUUUUUCUUUCCUUACCUUUGUCUGCGCGAGUGCAAAGUGAUGAGAAUGUUGAUGAUUCACCAGCCUGAAUACUGACUGGUACCAUCCGUUGGCAAAGAGUAGGAUUUUCAUUCAAACUUGUAACGAAUUUGCAGAUGUUUCUUGCAUUUUAUUUCAUCAUUCCAUUCAUAGUUCGAGCUUGUUUUCUUUAAGGUUUUCUAUAUGAGGCAGUUAAUCGUCUAAAUGUAUGUCAUUCGUUAUUGUAGUGACGAUUGAUAACAUAAACUUGUAUAAGAAAACAUUAAACCCUGGUCCAAAACAUUCCACCAACUGUUUAUGGAAGUUUAAUGUGUCAGCAUCGUUUGUAUUGGCAUGAAAAAAUGUUGUUUUUCCUUUAAAGGAACUGCUACUCGCAAAGGUAACUAUCGAUGCUGCAAAUCCCUUCCAAAAGCUGACUUAUGGAGGGGAUUUGACGUUCUUAUGUGUGCGUUGUGUCAUGGAGAAGAAAUAAAGGUAGGGCUGAAGCAGGCAACUCGGGGAGGUCACUGUUUACCAAAAGGGGCAAUAAUUUUGUCCGUCUUUCACCAUAUAAGGAUGUGAUUUUGCAGCCUGUACACACAGCUCACCCAAAGUUGGUUGGGUUGAUUCGGUGAAAAGAAUCCCGUACUGGCACAACCAACUCUCACUCGACCUCGUUUUGCGACGUUGGUGGUGGUAGCUCAAUUCUCGAAUACCGAGUCGACCUACACGGUACAGCAGAAGUAACAACUUGAUCAACAUCUGGAUGGGAUUAAUGGUCGAUGUAACACAUUGUGCAUCACUGAAUGCACGAGCUGGAAACGGGUGGGGGCCCGAGAAAAGUCUCUUGCACUCUAGACGCUUACAUACUCGUUGAAGUGUAGGCACCGUGACUCAAAACGGUCCCCACCAACACAAUGAACAAUGUUUGAAAUGUCUCCAUAAGUCUGUGGCAACGGGGACUUGAUGCAGUUAGGUCCAAGGUUUGCGAUCUCGUCGUCUUACUCCAUAGGAGCUAAUGUUUAGUCGCAAUAAUAUAGUCGUGGACGUAGGAGGGUUCAGUUAUGCAGUGCUGAUAGGUUGCUGAACCAUCUGUGUAGCUUAGUGCGAUAUUUGCAUUCUCUGUUCUGUUUUAGCAUCAACAAUACAUCAACAAGCACAAGAUAUAAACAUGUCUUCCCGCAAAACUGCCGGACGUCGGGGUACGACGAAAAAGCGUGCCCAGCGCGCAACGUCGAACGUUUUCGCCAUGUUCGACCAAGCGCAGAUUGCCGAGUUCAAGGAGGCAUUCAACAUGAUCGACCAAAACAGGGACGGUUUCAUUGAGAAAGACGACCUCCACGAUAUGCUGGCGUCGCUCGGUAAAAACCCAACGGAGGACUAUCUGGAGGGCAUGAUGAACGAGGCGCCCGGUCCGAUCAACUUCACCAUGUUCCUGACCCUGUUUGGCGAACGGCUGCAGGGUACCGAUCCAGAGGAGGUGAUCAAAAACGCAUUCGGUUGCUUCGACGAGGAAAACGCGGGCCUGAUCAAUGAAGACAGGCUACGCGAGCUGCUGACCACAAUGGGCGAUCGGUUCACUGACGAGGAUGUGGAUGAAAUGUUUCGCGAGGCACCGAUCAAGAACGGGCUGUUCGAUUACAUCGAGUUCACUCGCAUCCUGAAGCACGGCGCCAAGGAUAAGGAUGAGCAGUGAGAAAUAUGCAAACAACAAACAAUUUGUUUCAGCCUUCUGCCUCAUAUUAACUUUAAAACAAAAAAUUAUCGGGACGCAUUUACCUUGAAAUGAUCGUACUAACACAAAUUCCAUUUGCAAGGUAACCUUUUAGGGCGACACUUGCACUAUCGUUUAAAUGAGCAUCAGUAUUUCUCGUCUCAAUUGGUCGUGUUGCAUUGCAGACGCAUGAUGUGUUAAACCACGAUUUGCCUAAUUAAUAAACGAUCUAUGUAAUUGGUCUGUGUUAUGUAAAUUAAAUUUGGUUUUCAAUAUUUCACUUCGUUCCAUCUUAUAACACGAUAUGUGGAUGAUGAUGUUUGAUCCACAGAUCUGUAGUUUAUCCGAACGGCGUGUUAUGAAUCCUUGUAAUUGCAGUUAAAAUUUCUGGUAGCUUUUAAAAAUGAAUCAUACGAGCAGCGUCAAACACUGGUGAUCGCACACGUAUCUGACCAGAC